Messenger RNA from Aspergillus terreus NIH2624, 1254 nucleotides. RefSeq lists its product as uncharacterized. The transcript is spliced from 3 exons. NCBI's taxonomy places the organism in Eukaryota, Fungi, Ascomycota, Eurotiomycetes, Eurotiales, Aspergillaceae. Bases 1 to 1254 code for a protein of 417 amino acids. The record is from RefSeq and is a predicted model, not a curated record.
AUGCCGUUGGAUGUUGCGGUGGCGCCGCGCGCCGCGAGCGUCUUCGUUGCGCCUGCCUGCGUCUCGCCGAGAUCAAGAACAGCCCGACGGGUCUUGCUACUGCUGACGCCGCGGAACGAGACGAGAGCGUUCUCCGUCGUGCACGAGACGUUGUUCUGGCUGAACAGCGCCAUGAUGGUGGUGGGAUCGAGGUCGAUGUCGAACGUCUCCGAGGACUGGGUGAAGAGGCGGGGGAGAUCGCUGCCGACGGUGGCGUUCUUGCCGUUGAGUUCGGUAGUGAUGCAGCUGGCGUCGCCGGCGAUGGUGCAUCGCGAGCCGGUGAAGCCGUUUGUGCAGACACAGGAGCAGACGUCCGCGCUGGACACGCUGACACCGCCGUUUUCGCAGGGCGUCGUCUUUUCGCAGGUGUUGGCGCUGCUGGCGUGGCUUUUUGGGAUUGCGACGAGGAAAACUGGGACGAGGACGGCGACGAGGAUGAUAGCGAGGAUGAUGAAGAGCACCAGGACGAAGAGCCAGGGAGGCAUCCCGCAGCAGCGACGCUGGGGCCUCGCGUCUUUUUCUUGGUCGGCGCCCUCGUCGUGCGAGUCGAGGUGGUGCAGGGUCGAGCGUCGGAAGAAGACGGGCCACGAGGAGCGGUAUCCGUUUUCAGGGGUGGCAGCCGGCGGAGGGAAUGAGGCCAGGAUGCUACGGAUCGAGCCGGAUUUGCGGUACUCGUGGCCUGGUCAGAUUAGUAUGCGAGUUCGGUAUAUGGAGGGGCUGCUUUGGGGAAGACACCAGCUUCUUUUUCGAGAGCGGAGACAUCGCAGUUUUUCCGGGUCUAAGUGGGAGGAGGUGUCGGUAGAGGAGGUCAGGAAGGAAUCGCGCGGUGCUUUCGCGCUGCUGUCACCGCCAGAGACACCUUUCGAAAUAGCUGUCGGUGUAGCCUCCGCUGUGACAGCUUUGGAGGCCUCGUCCCGCGACGGCGCGGGCGAUUCAGUGGUAGAUCGCUGGAUCGUGCGGAGCGAGGGCUUUCCUCGCUUCCCCAAGCUGGCUUGUCGGACAAGACCCGUGCUGGCCUCGUGGAGGUCCUUCGGAUCGGAGUCGUCGGAGUCGACGUCCAGGUACGUGCCCAGGAUCUCGGACUCGGCGGGGCCCCGACCCCCAGCUGGAGGGGGAUUACUCUGCUGGAUGCGACGGAUCCUUGGAAUCCACGGGGACUUUCCUCGGGAAUGGGAGACACGGAGGAUCUACGCUUCAUGCUUGGGCGGGAGGUAG